UAUAAAAUGUCAUAAUACCAUCUAGUAACAAAUAGUCAAGGAAAAAAUGCUAACACCAAAAUCAUUUUGUUUUUCCAUUGCACCAACAGAAAUCAACCACAGAAGAAAGUGCUACAGCUAAGCAACCAAUCAGCAUUUGUGCUUCCUUUUACGGAAAACUCUUUAGAUAGCUAUCAGUUUUGUUACUCUGUCAACUGCUGGACAUCAUCAGACAUGGGUGGGCUGCACAUAGUUCUGGCUGUUCUCUUAGGACAGGUUUCCUGCAGUCAUGGUCAAAUGUUUGGAUCAGUGGUGGAGGUCACAGUCAAACCAGGAGACAACUUCACUCUCUACUGUGACUGCAAAGUGGCAACUGGAGUUUACAUAGUGUGGUUCAGGAACAGCUACAAUGAGAACAAGCCCACUCUCAUUAUGAAAACAUUUCAACGAAAGAACUACAACCCUGAUGGUACCAAUUAUCUCAUGUCCAUCUUAAAUUUUCACUUUGUGAGGAAUUCUUCUUCGAAUUCCUAUGACCUGCUGAUUAAGGACUUCACUGAUUCUAAUGAGGGUCUGUACUACUGCGGAACAGAAGAGAGCAAGGUGGAGGACGAAGAAUACAUAACCCAAAAAUUGAUUUACAAUUACGGCAAUAUUACAAGACUCAUAUGUAACUCCAGCCUUCAGGUUCCACAUGACGAGAGGCAACAAGGCUGUGGUUCCUGCUGGACGCUGCUGUUUGCUCUGUGUCCCGUAUUUGCCAUUUUCUCCUGUCUUCUCACCUCACUAGUGGUUUAUUACCGAUGUCAGAACAAAGUUGGAAAAGUCAAUCAACAACUGGACACUGGUGGUCAAACAAGACAGAAUCAGGAGGGAGAUCUUUGUUAUGCUGCACUGGAAAUUCGUCAACCAUCACAGAGGCCAAGGACGAAGAAUCGCAAGAGCUCUGACUUCAGCACCUAUGCUGCCAUUAAUACUUCGAGUCUGUAGAGGGAUUUAAAAUUUAAAAAAAACACUGUGAAUAAUGAGAUAGGUAAUUCAGCUUUCCACAUUUGACUGUAAAUACCUGUUUUCAUUAACUCUAAUGUGAAGUCCAACAUUUUUGUAAUCUACACCACUAAACUAAUGGAUUUGCUGUAUUUCUUUAAAUUGUUUUUUUAAGACAUACAGGCCACACAGUCGCCAGGAUGUAACACAGUAAACUUUGACUGAUCAUUGUUAGUAAAGGCAACAGGAAAACUACCACAUGAAAGAAACCAGUGGACAUUUAAAGGUUAACGUAGGUUAACGUACAAACAAACUGAAUCUUCCACUUAC
Messenger RNA from Betta splendens (Siamese fighting fish), 1296 nucleotides. RefSeq lists its product as uncharacterized. NCBI's taxonomy places the organism in Eukaryota, Metazoa, Chordata, Actinopteri, Anabantiformes, Osphronemidae. Bases 214 to 969 code for a protein of 251 amino acids. The record is from RefSeq and is a predicted model, not a curated record. The transcript is spliced from 5 exons.